Oryza sativa Japonica Group (Japanese rice) is the source of this 2323-nucleotide messenger RNA. Lineage: Eukaryota; Viridiplantae; Streptophyta; Magnoliopsida; Poales; Poaceae. The record is from RefSeq and is a predicted model, not a curated record.
CACCCUUCUUCUUUCUCCUCUGUCACCACCAUUCCCACUUCUUACCCCUUCUUCUUCUUCUUCCUAACCAUCAAGGAAUCAAACCCAUUCUCCUAAGUUACCCUUAAUUCUCCAACCUGCCAUUACCAAUCAAGCAAAAGCUCACUAACCACCCUCUCUUCUCACUCUCUUCCGCCAUUGUUGCUCAGGAAGACGAAGAGCUCUGCCACACGCAGGCUGCAGCCUCUGAUCAAUUUCAAGCUCCCAUUCCUGAUUGGCAGAUGUGCACUACUGCCACAGUCCAUUUCACAUAUAUUUUUGUUGUUCUCCCUUUGCUUCUCUUCUCCUCUCUUCUUGAUCAGGGAGAGAGCAAGCUAAGGUGGUGAAGCAUGAGGAAAGGCAAUGCAAGAUUCCCAAAGUCAUCGUCAUGGCCGAGGACGAAAACGGUGGUGAAGAAAUGGCUCAACCUGAAGAAUGAGGAGUUUCAUUCAGACUGCAUCAACGAGAGCUUUGCGCAAGGGAGGCAAGAGAGGAGGAAGAGCUGCUCGGACAAAGAUGGCAGCCUUCUGACGGGAAGAGAUUUGUCAGGUGGUUGGCUGGUGGAGAGCUCUGAAAAUCUGAGACCUCCUGCCCGGUAUGGCUCACACCCAUCAAGUUCUUCGUGUCAACCUCCCAAGGAGCUUAGGAUGUUCGUGGGGACGUGGAACGUGGGAGGAAGAGCACCGGAUCAAGGGCUGGACAUCUCAAGCUGGCUCCUGGACCAGCAACCUGCAUCCUCCCCUGCUCACAUCUAUGUUCUUGGGUUCCAGGAAAUAGUGCCGUUGAAUGCGGGAAAUGUCCUUGGGGCUGAGGAUAAGGGGCCCACAUACAAGUGGCUCGAUCUCAUUCGCCGAGCUCUAAACCCUUCCUCCUCUGAAAGAAGCCAUAGUUUUCCUAGCAAUUACCCAUAUGCCACUGAAGCAAGUCCUGAGCGACCCAAAAACGAUAGGGUCAGCUUCUCGGACUUGCUAGCGAUGGAGGACAGACUCAGCAUGGUAUCAGAGCUAGACGACGACAGCGAGCCGUCGACCUCGAACCCAGAAUCGAGCAGCGAGGAGGAAACGACGGAUGUCGCGACGCGAUACCUGAGGUCGGCGGGGCAAGGGUACCGGCUAGCUGCCAGCAAGCAGAUGGUGGGGAUCUUCCUCUGCGUGUGGGUCCUGGCUGACCUGAUGCCAUGUAUCACAAGUCUCAGGGUGUCUUGUGUUGGCAGGGGCAUCAUGGGUUACAUGGGUAAUAAGGGGUCGAUAUCGAUAAGCCUGACGGUGCAAGGGAGCACGACGAUGUGCUUCGUGUGCACGCACCUGGCGUCCGGCGAGAAGGACGGCGACGAGGUGCGUAGGAACAGCGACGUCGUCGAGAUCCUCAAGAGGACGCGCUUCACGCGGCGGCGCCGGCUGUCCGCGCCGGCGGCGGCGGUGCCGUCGCCGGAGACCAUCUUGGAGCAUGACAAGAUCAUAUGGCUCGGUGAUCUGAAUUACCGGCUGACGGGCAGCGGCAGCGGCGACACGCAGGAGCUGCUCGACAAGAACGACUGGCAAGCAUUGCUGCAGAAGGAUCAGUUGCGAGUGGAGCAGAGAGCCGGGCGGGUGUUCGGGGGAUGGGAGGAAGGGCAGAUAAGCUUCCCGCCGACGUACAAAUACCUCGCCGACUCCGACACCUACGCCGCCGCCGCCGCCUUCACCUCCUCCGCCAGCAAGAAGCGCACCCCGGCAUGGUGUGACCGCAUCCUGUGGCGCGGUUCGGGGAUGGAGCAGGUGCGGUACGCGCGCGGGGAGUCGCGGUUCUCCGACCACCGCCCCGUCAACUCCCUCUUCUCCGUGCAGCUCGCCGCCGGCGGUAACAACGCCAAGUCCGACCACCUCCACCUCCUGCUCCUCCGCCCACGGGCCGCCGGACCUGAAGCAGCAGCUGGCAUCGGCCUCCGCUCAUCCAGAUUCUGACACACACACGUAGAUGAGCAUGUAGUAUGCCUACUCACUAGCCUGCCAGGAUCGAUGAAGGGCUGCCGGAUCGAGAGCAAACAGAUUGCCGUUGGAUGAGCAGACAAGCUUGUGGCGAAUCGAUGGAGGAGAGAGGGUAGACUAGCGCAGUGUUGACACACGAACAGGGGACAUUCUUCUUGGGAACCCAAUACCCAACGGAAUGGAGUUUUGUCUACUGCCCAUACUGCUGCCAGACUACGGGCUGGCAUCUGCAGCUUUGAUUAGUAAUUGUACCCCUGUACAGAUUAAUCCUAGUAGGAGUACUAUUAAACGGGAUUUAGAAUGAAUUGGGAUAAAAAAAAAUAAACUUUUAAAAAAAA